GCUCUAACGGUGGCUGUCUCAGUCUCUAUCUGUCCUCAGUGUCUCUUGUCAACCUUUUCCUCUCUCCUGCUUUUAUGGACAUUAUCUCAUUUUGAGGAUAUUCUUUUUGGGAGGAAUCAACGCCCAUAUAUGGGCUUACCUGUGAUUGUUGGUGUGAUUUGACACAUCUCUGCUGUCCCGUGUGUAUGUAUGUGUCUUUGAGCCAUGCUGCGCGUGUUUAUUCUGUGUGCCGAGCGACUGCAAACGCCGGACGACGACGUCAGCGAUUCCUACUGCACCGUCACCUAUGAAGGUUCCAAGAAGAAAACCAAGGUCAUCAAGAACAACCCUAACCCUGUCUGGAAUGAGGGUUUUGAGUGGGAUUUGAAGGGGAUUCCUCUGGACUCUGGAGCUGAGCUGCACUGUGUUGUCAAAGACCAUGAGAAGAUGGGGAGGAACAGGUUUCUGGGGGAAAGCCGGCUGGCCCUCAGGGAUGUGCUCAACUCUCCGAACCUGGCCGCCUCCUUCACCAUCUCACUGCUGGACACCAAAAGAAACAACACAGGGGCCACGCUGACCCUGCAGGUUUCCUACAUUCCUCCUCCAGGAUUGGCUCCAAUCUUCCAGCCUCCUCACCAGCCUGAGAGCUUUUCACAUAACAACCCCAAUGUGGAGCUAGACACCGUCACAAUGAUUUCUCUGGACACUUUGGGCGAGGAGGACACAGAGAGUAUGAUAAUGGUGGAGCCGCCUGAGGACCAAGGUCAGGACGACGGACGAUCCAUGAUUAUUGUCGGCCCUCAGGGGCCUUCAGGCCACGAGUCCCCCGCUGCCCAGAUACCAAAACGCUCACCACCGUCCUACAACACCCACGGAGGUCUGAGGAAGAGGAGGAGAGGAGGAAGCAGUCAGUCCAAACCGCUGCCCAACAAACCACAAGACUUACAGGUUCGUGUGCGGAUCAUCGAAGGCCGACAGUUGCCGGGCAUCAACAUCAAGCCUGUUGUCAAUGUCAUGGUUGCCGGGCAAACCAAGAGGACCCGCAUUAGAAAAGGCAACAACCCGACCUUUGAUGAGACGUUCUUUAUGAACUUCUUUGAGACUCCGACAGAUCUGUUUGAUGAGCCCAUCUUUAUCACCGUAUGUGACUCUCGCUCACUCCGAACUGAUGCUGUGAUUGGUGAAUUCAAGUUAGAUGUCGGCACUGUCUACAAUGAGCACAGACACUGCUUCUUGAGGAAAUGGCUGCUGCUGUGUGACCCUGAUGACCUCUCUGCUGGAGUCAAAGGUUACCUGAAGGUCAGCUUGUUGGUUUUGGCUGCUGGAGACGAGCCCCCGGCUGAUAAACGUGAGUGUGUGGAUGACAAAGAAGAUAUUGAAGGAAACCUGCUGAGACCGGCCGGUCUGUCUCUGAGAGGAGCCACUUUCACUCUGAGGAUCUUCCGAGCUGAAGACCUGCCACAAAUGGACGAUGCCUUCAUGGAUGGGAUGAGGCAGGUUUUUGGGUUUGACAGCAACAGGAAGAACCUUGUGGAUCCUCUGGUGGAAAUCCACUUUGCUGGAAAAACGAUCUGCACUAAGAUUCUGGAGAAGAACGCCAAUCCACAAUGGAACCAGAGCCUCACUAUGCCUAUUAGGUUUCCCUCCAUGUGUGAGAAGAUGAGGAUCAGAAUUCUCGACUGGGACAGAGCCAGUCACAACGAUGUCAUCGGCUCCACCCAUCUCUGCAUGUCUAAGAUUUCGGCUCCUGGUGGAGAGAUUGAUGAUGACUUGUCUCAACGGACCGUCCACUCUGGCAUUGACGACAGUCUUGGUUUCCUGCCAACAUUUGGUCCAUGUUUUGUCAACCUGUACGGCAGCCCCAGAGAGUUCACAGCCUUCAACGAUCCACACGAAUCACUAAACCUUGGAAAAGGAGAGGGUGUGGCAUACCGAGGUCGAGUUUUAAUGGAACUAACAACAAAACUGGCUGACAAGCCAGAGCAGAGAACUGGAGAUAUUUCAUCAGAUGACCUGCUGGUGGUCGAGAAAUUUCUCAGGAAGAGGAAGUUCUCUCUCUUUGUGGCUUUUUAUUCAGCCACUCUCCUCCAGGACGUCGAUGAUGCAAUUCAGUUUGAGGUCAGCAUUGGUAACUACGGCAACAAGUUUGACUACACCUGCCUCCCUCUGGCCUCCACCACCCAGUUCAGCAGAGCCGUUUUUGACGGAUGCCACUACUACUACCUUCCCUGGGGAAACAUCAAGCCAGUGGUGGUUCUGUCUUCAGAGUGGGAAGAUAUCCAACCAAGAAUUGAGGCUCUCAACAGGCUUCUUGCUGUCAUAGACAGACUGGAGGCAAACCUGCAGCGGGUGAACCUGGAAGUGAAGGCAGGCGGUGACCUGGAGGAGGUGGAGCUCCGAGUGGUUGAGAUGUUGGAUCAGAUCAUCAUAGACUGCAGUGAAGAGCUGCCCUCCCUUGACCAGUGGCAAUGUGCGACCCCUCUGGAUCGCUCUCUGAGGCACAUCCGCACUCUCCACCUGCAGCAGAUAGUUGCGGGGGCGCUGGCUCUAAAGCACGGACCUGCCACCGAACUCUCAACAGUGCUGGAACAGGCAGAGGACUGGGCCAGCAGGCUGAGGAACAUGGCAGAGGAGCCCCAGAACAGUCUUCCAGACAUAGUGAUAUGGAUGCUACAGGGCGACCGCAGGGUGGCGUACCACCGCAUCCCAGCUCACACUGUGAUCUUCUCCCAGGAGCACUGUGGGAAACACUGCGGACAGCUGCAGACCGUCUUUCUCAAGUAUCCACAGAGCAGCGGGGCAGAAGCCAAACUUCCUGGUCAACUGAGGGUUAAAGUCUGGUUUGGAUUGGCUGCUGAUGCCAAACAUUUCAACCAAUACGCUGAAGGAAAGCUGUCGGUGUUUGCUGAAUCGUAUGAGAACCAGACCCGACUCGCCCUGGUGGGCAGCUGGGGAACUACAGGUCUGACCUACCCGAAGUUCAGUGAUAUCACUGGAAGAGUCAAACUGCCCAAAGAGAGCUUCAAACCCUCACCUGGUUGGACCUGGGCCGGGGACUGGUUCAUCAGCCCCGAGAAGACACUGCUGUUUGAUGUGGACGCUGGUCACAUGACCUUCACAGAGGAAGUGUUUGAAAACCAGAUGAGGCUUCCAGGUGGACAGUGGAUCGGCAUGCCGGAGGGCUACACUGAUGUGAAUGGAGAGAAGGCGGUGCCUAAAGAUGAGGUGGAGUGUCCUCCAGGUUGGGUUUGGGAGGAGGUUGAGUGGAGUGAAGAUCUCAACAGGGCCGUAGAUGAACAGGGUUGGGAGUAUGGCAUAACCAUCCCUCCAGACCGCCGACCCAAGUCGUGGGUGACAGCCGAGAAGAUGUACCACACCAACCGGAGGAGAAGGUGGACGCGACUGAGAAGGCGGGACCAGCAAAAGAUGGAGGCACUCAGAAAGCAGCGUCCAGACGACACAGAGCGGGAGGGCUGGGAGUACGCCUCCCUGUUUGGCUGGAAGUUCCACCUGAAGCCGAGGAAGACGGACAGCUUCAGGAGGCGCAGGUGGAGGUACCGCAUGGAGCCGCUGGAGAAGACUGGACCGGCGGCCAUCUUUGCUCUGGAGUGUUCUCUGAGCAGCAUCGAGGACAAAAAUGAUGACAAGUCGGUAACAACCACGUUCGGGGUCAACAGACCGACUAUUUCUUGUUUCUUUGACCGCGGGACCCGCUACCACCUGCGCUGCUACCUCUACCAAGCCAGAGACCUGAUAGCCAUGGACAAAGACAGCUUCUCAGACUCCUACGCCAUCGUGUCAUUCCUGCAUCAGUCCCAGAAGACAGUGACUGUACGUAACACUCUAAACCCCACCUGGGACCAGACACUCAUCUUCUAUGAGGUGGAGAUUUUUGGCGACCCUGAGGUCACCAUGGCAACUCCACCCAACGUUGUAGUGGAGCUUUACGACUCAGACACAUACAAUGCCGAUGAGUUCAUGGGCCGCUGUGUGUGUCAGCCCUCCCUUACGUCCGCCCCUCGUCUGGCUUGGUUCCCAAUUCUUUUAGGGGACAAGAACGCUGGCGAGCUGCUGGCCGCCUUUGAGCUCAUACGCAGAGAAAAGCCAGCAGUUCACCAUCUUCCAGGACAAGAGGGAGACAUCCUGACAUCCACCAAUGUUCUAGACGAGUUGAUGUUUCCAGGAUUCCUCUCUGAAAACCUGCAGCAAUGGCCGGAGGAGUCGGACCUUCCCCAUCCCCCGCCUCAGAGAGAAACCAACGUGUUUGUGGUUCCUCAGGGAAUCAAACCUGUUCUGCAAAGAACUGCCAUCGAGAUCUUAGCGUGGGGCGUUCGUAACCUGAAAAGCUUCCAGCUGUCCAGCAUCACCUCUCCCAGCCUGCAGGUGGAGUGUGGAGGCAUCAUGAUCCAGAGCUGCGUCAUCCGCAGCAUGAAGAAGAAACCCAACUUUGAUGUGAAUAAGCUCAUCCUUGAUGUGAGACUUCCCUGCGAGGAGCUCUACAUGCCGCCCAUCGUCAUCAAAGUCAUCGACAACCGCCAGUUUGGGAGGAAGCCGGUGGUCGGUCAGUGCACCAUCCGUUCCCUGGAGGAGUUCCGAUGCGUCCCAGAGGAGGAGCGAGCAACCGGGGAAGACGAGGAGGACCAGGGAUGGAGACGUGAGCGGCCCCAUUCAACCGGUGGGGAGGUCUUUAUUGACAUCGACGACGAGGAGCCGCUUGUGCCUGACCAGUUUGCAGAUGGAGCCAGCUCGGCUAUCAUUAACCUUUCCACCUCUAGUAGCAGCCUUCAUGAAGAGGAGUUCAUGGAUUGGUGGAGCAAAUUCUACGCCUCAACUGGAGAGAAAAACAAGUACGGGACUUACCUGGAGAGAGGAUUCGACACACUGAAGGUGUAUGAUCGUGAGCUGGAGAAGGUCGAGGGCGUCGAGGGUCUCUCAGACUUCUGUCAGACCUUUAAGCUGUACAGGGGGAAGUCUCAGGAUGCAGGAGAGGACCCUUCAGUGGUGGGAGAGUUCAAGGGUAUGUUUAAGAUCUACCCUCUGCCGGACGACCCCUCCGUCCCGCCUCCUCCCAGACAGUUCAGAAAGCUUCCUUCAAACGGCAUCGAGGAGUGUUUGGUCCGAGUCUACGUCAUCCAGGCUCACAGCUUGCAGCCCAAAGACACCAACGGGAAGUGUGACCCCUACAUGAAGAUCACUUUGGGGAAAAAGACAAUCAACGACAGUGACAACUACAUCCCCUGCACUCUGGAGCCGGUCUUUGGAAAGAUGUUCGAGCUCUCCUGCUCCCUCCCUCUGGAGAAGGACCUCCGGGUGAUGCUGUACGACCACGACAUGCUGUCCAAAGACGAGAAGAUCGGCGAGACGAUCAUCGACCUGGAGAACCGCUUCCUGUCCAAAUAUGGAUCCAUGUGUGGCCUGCCGCAGUCCUACUGCGUAUCCGGAGUAAACCAGUGGAGAGACCAGCUGACACCUCGACAGCUGCUGAUGAGAGUGUGUGAGCGGAGAAACCUGCCAAAGCCUGUCUACCAGGAAGACGUGGUUCACUUCAGAGGAGACCAGUACACCGCUGCAGACCUCGAGGACAAAAACGUUUGCAAGCGUCACCUCGGUCCCAUCAAGGAGCGUCUGUCGCUCCACAUCUUGAGGAAAACAGGAUUAGUACCUGAACACGUUGAGACCAGAACUCUGUACAGCCCUCUGCAGCCGGAAAUAGAGCAGGGGCGUCUGAUGAUGUGGGUGGACCUGUUCCCCAAGUCCCUGGGACCGCCGGGACCCCCGUUCAACGUCACACCGCGCAAAGCUAAGAAGUUCUUCCUGCGCUGCAUCAUCUGGAACACCAGUGAUGUCAUCCUGGACGACGUCAGCAUCACCGGCGAGAAAAUGAGCGACAUCUACGUGAAAGGAUGGCUCGACGGACACGAACACAACAAGCUGAAGACGGACGUCCACUACCGCUCGCUGGGCGGCGAGGGAAACUUCAACUACAGAUUCCUGUUCCCGUUCCACUAUUUACCAGCCGAGCAGCUCUGUGUGGUCGACAGGAAGGAAAACUUCUGGAGUUUGGAUAAAGCCGAGACUAAAGUUGCUCCUCGACUCACCAUCCAGGUCUGGGACAACGACAAGUUCUCCUUCGACGACUACCUCGGUCACCUGGUGAUGGACCUGAACCACAUGCUGCGUCCAGCCAAGUCUCCAGAGAAAUGCACCCUGCAGCUGCUGGAUCAGCCGACGGACAAGCUGGUGUCUCUGUUUGAACAGAAGACGGUCAAAGGAUGGUGGCCCUGCAUGUGUGAGCAGAACGGAGAGAAGAUCAUCGCUGGCAAAGUGGAGAUGUCUCUGGAGAUUGUGACGGAGCAGGAGAAUGAGGAGAGACCGGCUGGAAACGGCAGAGACGAACCCAACAUGAACCCUCACCUGGAGGAGCCCCAACGUCCGGACACCUCCUUCCUGUGGUUCUCCUCUCCUUAUAAAACCCUCCGGUUCAUCCUGUGGAGGAGGUUCAAGUGGUUCAUCAUCCUCUUCAUCAUCCUCUUCUUCAUCUUCCUCUUCCUCGGCGUCUUCCUGUACUCCUUCCCGAACUACGCAGCCAUGAAAAUGGUCGGACCAUUCGGACCAGCGAAGGCAUCCGAGUGAUGACGGAGGAAACGGGGGGAAGGAAAGAAACCAAAAAGAAGCUGAAAAAAAAGACAAAUGACGUCGAGUUCUACCAAUCAAACGAGGCCAAAUUUAACCGAUACUCUCCCUUUAAGUCUUUUUUUUUUUUUUUUUUAUGAUUUACAUCACGCUGCUGAGGUCGUUCAGAGUGCUCUGCCGCAGCGGUGAACUUGUGACCUCCCUCAGACUGCGUGUGUGAAGAUAAGUCUACUCGCUUUGGCGCCCGAGGUUCACAAACGCCUCAAAUUUGUGUGUGUUGUGUCCAUUUUGUGCCUUUCCCCGUCAGCUCUGUGCGUCUCCACUCAUCACAAACUCCUGUUUUUACCGUAGCGAAGCGCGAACAUGAACUCACCAUCAGAUCUCAGCAGGUUGUCGCCCGUCUCGUCGUCAUCCCUGCGUCACCCCUUUCAUCCCUCUCUCCGUCUCGUCCGCCCUCAUGCAGAGAAGAAGGGAGGAUAACAAACGCCCACCGCCGCCAUGUUGGAACAAGCGGGGAGCGCGGAAUCAAAGGUUGUGAUGUUGUCGUCUGAUCUCUUUACCUCCUGCUGUGUCUGCAGCGGGUCAGGCAGCGGUGAGGGAGCGCUUUACAAAACUUUAUCGCUUUAAAAAACUCUGUGAAAAGGAAUUUUAAAAAAAGCACGAGUCUGCUCUCUUUGAUUCUCCUUUUACUGUUAACAAUCAUGCCGUGCUGCGUUCAAGUGCAAUCAGACAUCUUAGCUGUAUGUUUUCAGACAGGAUUGAUUGUUACACGGCUCAGAUAUUCUUUCUGUUGAGCUUCUUCUUCUCUUUCUCCUGAGCCUCAGCUCCUCCACUUUUGUCCUUUCCUGUAUGUGCCUCCUUCUCUCCUUCCUCCUUUCCUCUCCUUCACUCGACUUUUCCACCUUCUUUCCUCCUUUUCUCCGCAGUCUCGUUCCCUCCUCUCACCUAGCUCUUCACUUUUCUUCUUCCUCUUUUUUUCUCCCUCUCUUCUUUCCUUCCACCCCUUCCUCUUAUUUCUCCGCCUUGACCCAGCUAAAUUAUGUCCUUCCUCCUCUUCCUCCAUCUUUCCUGAUCUACUUUCUUCUCUCUCCAUCCCUCCCCUUCAUCCCCUUCACUCUGUUCUUUACAUCCUCCUGCAUAUCAUUGUUUUCGUCCUCAGUUUUUCCCCUUUAGCUUUGAGACAUACUUCCCUUUGACUACACAUUUGCAUGCACAUGAAUGCUGCAUCUUGUCCCUUCCUUUAUUUGAAACCAAAAGCGAAACAUUGCCAACACAUUUGUGCAACUUUUAAGAAGUAAAUAACAAGAGAAUGACUCAAUGUUGGCUUCAUAGGACUUCUAUUUUGGUCAUGAUGGUAUCCAAAGAGUUGAAUUUUUACUAGUGUCACAGCUAAGUUUGAAUUCUCGUAUUAGUUUCAUACGGCCUGAGCUCUCCAGUGUGCCCUCUAGUGGUAUCCUCCAGUAUCACACCUAAUGCAUUGACAUAUGUGGUCAAAUACAGUCAAGACGCAGUCAGUCGUGCACGUACACAUCGGACUAAAAAAAAAAAGUAUAUCUCCAUCCUAACUUAUAUUCCUCCUGUUCUCCUCGUAGUCUUUAUUUUCCCCUUCAUUCUCCUCCGCCUCAUGAUCGCGCCCCCCCCCCCCACUUCUCCCCCAGCUCCUCAGUCUUUCAGCACUCUCUCAGGGUUCAGCGGGUUAAGUCGAGGAUUUGCUCGUGUUGAUGUUGAGCUUUAUUAGUGCAAAGUGUGUUUUUAGAGAGAUCGAUGUUCGCUGAUAAGGACCCACACACACACACACACACACACACACACACACACACACACACACACACACACACACUGUGCCUAACAAACUGGAGUCAUGUAUGCUAGCCUGUGCGUACUCCUUUUCUGUGUGUGUUUGAGAAGAUUUGUGCAGACAUUCGUUAAAAAGUGUGAUAAGGUCAGACCAGGAAAGGUAAAAGGAGAGGGAUCUGUUUACGCAGACUCUUCAGGAUUUCCUGAUGUACACUAUGUGUUUGUGGGGUCAUCAUUGUGUAUGUUCAGGUCUUUUGAUCUUUGUGUAGCUCGUGCUGAGUGAGACAGAAAACAAAAACUAAACCGGAAAAAAGGAUGAAAAAAAAGAGAGCGAGAUGAAUACUGAACUCUGAUGUCAGCAUCGUCUUUUUUUCCUCUGAAGUCUGAAGACAUGAGUUUGUAAGUUUGCUGUCCGGUGCGUUCACAAGUUCAGUUCAAUUGCUUUGCGUCGCACCACAGUGGAAAGGAUGACUUUGUCCCGUUUUGAGUCGAGUUUUGAGUUCACACCGGCCGAUUAUAUUCACCACCCAGGCCCUGUUAACACAAAAGUUUCAUGGACUCAGAGGCUGGUCAUUUAUUGGACGGUGUUUUGGCAAACCUGCAAUCCUGCCGGGUCAGAGAGGGUUUAGCCCCAGCGACGUAGCUCCUUUGGAGUUUUAAAAACUUGUUAAGAAGAAGGGGAAGUUACUCACUUUCAGAUGACAACGUUUGUCUCCUUGUACCCAUAAAAACGCUGCAUUUUUACGUUUUUUUUAUUCCAGUGAAGUGUAUCCUUGUUUCUCCAAAGUAAUCCCAGCGUAUUUUUGCUUGGAUGCAGGGGCGUGUCCAGAGGGGUGGCAUUGGCCCCCCUUGAAAUCUCAUUGGCCACCCCAGGUGCCAACCCAAAAUAAACCCUAAACUAUAGCCAUAUUCAUUGUCAGUGCCCUCCAUUGGGCCACCCCACUCAAAAAAAAGUGUGGACACGCCCCUGCUUGGAGACCUCCUUCUCACCUGUCACAGAAUAUGAAUUAAAACUGCUGUUUAAAAUUUCCGAGAAUGAAAAGGAAGAAAACUCCUCUCCAAUAGGUUGCAUUAAAAAAAAUGUAUGUCACACUUAAAACCUCCAAUAUGUGGCAGUAUGACUCGACAAUGGUUCAGCUUGAUCAGGAAAUAUGUAUAAUGCACUGAAGGAAAAGACGCUGGAAAAUACGGCAGGACAAACUUAUUGUCCUUGUUAAAUUGUACCUUAGUUUUUAGUCAGACGACUAAUAAAGUGGACAUACCUGAUAGCAUAGGAUGCUAACAUUGUAGCCAUGGCCUUCAUGCAAAUUGUAAAUAUAUUUUAAAAAUGGUGAAAUGGUUUUGAUUUAUUUCAGGAUUAUUGCCAGAGUUGAUCACUACAUCACCAUUUUUUUUGAAAGUGUAUACAGAUUUAGAAAAUACAUUAUUUGUUGUGUUAUUAUCAGUAGUAUAUGUUGCGUUAGUAUCUGAAAUAGUUGUAUGUAUUUGAAAGCGCUUUAACCAUCCUGCUGAUGUAAACACACUGGCCUUAAAAACAUUAAGACAAUCCUACCGUCAAUGAAUGUUUCAGUUCUUGUUUUAUUGUUCCCAAAAAAAAGCCUUGAGAUGCCUUCAUACUGCAGAUGUAUUAGCUUUAACUUAGCACUUUGUUUCCCUGUUAUUAGUCCGGUCAGUAAACAUAACACGCCUUUAGCCAGAAGCUAGUUAGCUUAGCUUAGUAUACAGACUGGAAACGUUGGUCAAGAGCUAGCCUGCCUGUCUCGGCUUUAUUCAUUUAUUAAGCAGGAGAGACUCCAGGAAGUCGGUGCAAUUGGUCAAGAAGUAGUCCAGCGUCCAUCCUAUGUACAUAGGCUGUUGUCCUUGAAGUGUGCUGCUUGGGUUCGAAUCCAAUUAAAAUUGUUUUUCAUUUUUAUCAGCGCCAUGUGAUUUUAUUUUCUGAUUGGAUCCAUGGGGGUCCCAGCUUUUCUUAGAUACAUGUAAGGGGGGGCUUCCACUGCUUUACGGGAUCUAAAAAAUGGACGACUUCAACGCUGGUUUAUGUGUGUAAACUUGUAGAAAGGUUUGCUCUCUGGGAUUAUCCUGCACUGUGCUUCGGCUUUAAACACAAGUAUCCUCCUGUUGCUGACUGUAAUAAACUCAAGAUGCCAAAAAAAAACUGCAGUGACUGGAAAAAAAAAGUUCAGACUCUGUUUCAGUGGAACUGGUUCAAAAUCCACCCUUGUUCUGUGAAUGUUUUUUUUUUUUGAUCAUGACUGGGAGUAUAGAUGAUAUUGUUUUUGUGGAAGAUACAGACUGAAUGUAUUCUAAACUUGUUUCUUCAUAUCAAAGAGCAAUACUGUGUGCACUGCAUUAUGGGUCAGUAUUAUCAAUAAAACUGCAUUUCUGA
Messenger RNA from Labrus mixtus (cuckoo wrasse), 10795 nucleotides. RefSeq names its product dysferlin, limb girdle muscular dystrophy 2B (autosomal recessive) (gene dysf). The transcript has 57 exons. NCBI's taxonomy places the organism in Eukaryota, Metazoa, Chordata, Actinopteri, Labriformes, Labridae. The record is from RefSeq and is a predicted model, not a curated record. The coding region runs from base 205 to 6612 and encodes 2135 amino acids. Gene Ontology annotation, biological process: membrane fusion; plasma membrane organization. Gene Ontology annotation, cellular component: membrane.